AUGGCCCCUCACAAGAGCAGUGGUCAUGGCCCUCACAAGAGCAGUGAUCAUGGCCCUCACAGGAGCAGUGAUCACGGCCCUUACAAGAGCAGUGAUCAUGGCCCUCACAAGAGCAGUGAUCAUGGCCCUCACAAGAGCAGUGAUCAUGGCCCUCACAAGAGCAGUGGUCAUGGCCCUCACAAGAGCAGUGAUCAUGGCCCUCACAGGAGCAGUGAUCACGGCCCUCACAAGAGCAGUGAUCAUGGCCCUCACAAGAGCAGUGAUCAUGGCCCUCACAGGAGCAGUGAUCACGGCCCUCACAAGAGCAGUGAUCAUGGCCCUCACAAGAGCAGUGAUCAUGGCCCUCACAAGAGCAGUGAUCAUGGCCCUCACAAGAGCAGUGAUCAUGGCCCUCACAGAGAGGCUGUUCCCUCCUGCUGUGUUUCCCCUAAACCCCACAACGAUCCUGGGGGAUGGAGGGCCACACCUCCAUCCCCCAGGAUCAGGGCAACACCUCCAUCCCCCAGGAUCAGGGCCACACCUCCAUCCCCCAGGAUCAGGGCCACACCUCCAUCCCCCCAGCAUCAGGGCCACACCUCCAUCCCCCAGCAUCAGGGCCACACCUCCAUCCCCCAGGAUCAGGGCCACACCUCCAUCCCCCAGGAUCAGGGCCACACCUCCAUCCCCCAGCAUCAGGGCCACACCUCCAUCCCCCAGGAUCAGGGCCACACCUCCAUCCCCCAGCAUCAGGGCCACACCUCCAUCCCCCAGCAUCAGGGGCCACACCUCCAUCCCCGAGCAUUAGGGCCACACCUCCAUCCCCCAGGAUCAGGGCCACACCUCCAUCCCCCAGCAUCAGGGCCACACCUCCAUCCCCCAGCAUUAGGGCCACACCUCCAUCCCCCAGCAUCAGGGGCCACACCUCCAUCCCCCAGCAUUAGGGCCACACCUCCAUCCCCCAGCAUCAGGGGCCACACCUCCAUCCCCCAGCAUCAGGGGCCACACCUCCAUCCCCCAGCAUCAGGGGCCACACCUCCAUCCCCCAGCAUCAGGGCCACACCUCCAUCCCCCAGGAUCAGGGCCACACCUCCAUCCCCCAGGAUCAGGGCCACACCUCCAUCCCCCCAGCAUCAGGGCCACACGUCCAUCCCCCAGCAUCAGGGCCACACGUCCAUCCCCCAGCAUCAGGGGCCACUUCUCCAUCCCCCAGCAUCAGGGCCACACCUCCAUCCCCCCAUCAUCAGGGCCACACCUCCAUUCCCCAGGAUCAGGGCCACACGUCCAUCCCCCAGCAUCAGGGCCACACCUCCAUCCCCCAGCAUCAGGGCCACACCUCCAUCCCCCAGGAUCAGGGGCCACACCUCCAUCCCCGAGCAUCAGGGCCACACCUCCAUCCCCCAGCAUCAGGGGCCACACCUCCAUCCCCCAGGAUCAGGGGCCACACCUCCAUCCCCCAGGAUCAGGAGCCACACCUCCAUCCCCCAGCAUCAGGGCCACACCUCCAUCCCCCACCAUCAGGGCCACACCUCCAUCCCCAGCAUCAGGGCCACACCUCCAUUCCCCAGCAUCAGGGGCCACACCUCCAUCCCCCAGCAUCAGGGCCACACACCUCCAUCCCCCACCAUCAGGGCCACACCUCCAUUCCCCAGCAUCAGGGCCACACCUCCAUCCCCCAGCAUCAGGGCCACACCUCCAUCCCCAGCAUCAGGGCCACACACCUCCAUCCCCAGCAUCAGGGCCACACCUCCAUCCCCCAGGAUCAGGGGCCACACCUCCAUCCACACCAGGAUGAAUCAAACAGUAUUCACCCCGGGGCGUGGAGAUGACUGUCUCCCCCGCCAGCCUCCCGCUGGCCUCCUCAACUCUCACGGUUUAUGUUGA
Messenger RNA from Procambarus clarkii (red swamp crayfish), 1860 nucleotides. NCBI's taxonomy places the organism in Eukaryota, Metazoa, Arthropoda, Malacostraca, Decapoda, Cambaridae. The record is from RefSeq and is a predicted model, not a curated record.